AUGUCGCCAGAUAUUAAAGAUCCAAUACAAUCAAGAGUAAUAUCAGCAGCCGAUCGCGAACAAUUAUCAGCAGUAUUCAAUCGUUAUGCACAUCAUGAACAUCUUGGUGAACGUUAUAUAACACCGCAUGAAUUUUUACAAGAUUAUUUGGGCUAUUUGAGAGGCGAUAAUAUAGAUCCAACAACACUCGAUAUACUUUCAGCAUUAGUUGAUUUGAAUAAAGAUCAAAAAAUUACAAUAACAGAAUUUAUUAAUUUUGAAUCAUUAUUAUUAGCAUCAGAUUCUUUAUAUCGUAUAGCUUUUCAAUUAUUUGAUCGUCAUGGUCAAGGUUUUAUUACAUUUAAUGAUUUUCAAUAUAUUAUUUCAGCAACAAAACAAUUUAAAGAAUUUCCUUUUAAUUUUGAUUCGGAAUUUGUUUCAACACAUUUUGGUGCUAAACGACAAGGAAAAAUAACAUAUAAAGAAUUUACACAAAUUUUACUUGAUUUUAUUGAUGAACAAACAUCACAAACAUUUCGAAAAUUUGAUAAAGGAAAUGUAGGUUAUAUAUCAUUAAAAAGUUUUGAAGUUAUUCUUAAAGAAUUACGACAAUAUCAGGCAGCAGAAUUUAUAUCAACGCAUUUAAAUGAUAUUGUUAAAUUAUCAUGUUCAACAGUAUCACCUAAUCAAAUUUCAUAUCCAUAUUUUACAGCUUUUCUACAAGUCUUAUCAAAUAUUGAAUCGAUGAGAAAAAUUUAUUUGGCAGUACGUGAAAAAAAAUCACAUACAUAUAGAUCAUCAAUAAUAACAAAAGAAGAAUUUUUAACUGAAGCUCAACAUUUUCCACGUACAACACCAUUACAAAUUGAUAUUUUAUUUGCUAUGACACAUUUAUUACAUAAAACACAUUCAGGACAUGACAUUGAUAAAGAAUAUAUUGAAUUAAAUGAUUUUGAUUUAAUAUCAGCUAAUGAACAUUUAUUACCAUAUCGAUUACGAUCUGAAAUUGUUGAUGAACAUUAUAAAGUUGAACAUCAAAGUAUUUUGUUGAAAGUUCUUGAAAGUGGCUAUCGUUUUGCGCUUGGAAGUAUUGCUGGUGCUGUUGGUGCAACAGCUGUUUAUCCGAUUGAUCUUGUUAAAACUCGUAUGCAAAAUCAACGAAGUACUAGUAUUGUUGGUGAACGUCUUUAUCGAAAUUCAAUUGAUUGUUUUAAAAAAGUUAUUCGAUAUGAAGGUGUUUUUGGUUUAUAUCGAGGUUUAAUUCCUCAAUUAGUUGGUGUUGCACCAGAAAAAGCGAUUAAAUUAACAGUUAAUGAUUUUAUUCGUGAUCGUUUGACAUUAGAUGAUGGAACAAUUCCUCUAUGGGCUGAGAUUAUGGCUGGCGGAUGUGCCGGUGCAUCUCAAGUUACAUUUACGAAUCCAUUAGAAAUCGUUAAAAUUCGUUUACAAGUUGCUGGUGAACUUCAAUCAGUUCGUCGACCUGCUGCAAGUGAAGUUGUACGUGAACUUGGUCUUCGUGGUUUAUAUAAAGGCGCUCGUGCAUGUUUUCUACGCGAUAUCCCAUUUUCUGCUAUUUAUUUUCCAGCAUAUUCUCAUACAAAAAAACAGUUUGCUGAUGAACAUGGUUAUAAUGAUCCAAAAAGUUUAUUUAUAUCUGGUUUACUUGCUGGUAUACCAGCAGCUGGUCUUUGUACACCAGCUGAUGUUGUUAAAACACGUUUACAAGUUCAAGCACGAAAAGGACAAACGAAAUAUGAUGGUUUAAUUGAUGCGUUUAAAAAAAUCUAUGCUGAAGAAGGAUGGAGAGCACUUUGGAAAGGUGCUGGCGCACGUAUGCUUCGUUCAUCACCACAAUUUGGUUUUACAUUGCUUACAUAUGAACUUCUUCAACGUUCAUUUAAUAUCGAUUUUCAAGGUAGAAAAUUAGAAGGAUCGAAACAUGUUGAUCAACAACAAUAUUCAGCAAAAACACGUUCAUCAAUUUUACAUUCAACGAAUCCAGAUCAUAUUGGUGGAUUUCAUUUAGCUGAAGCAACAUUUGAAGGGAUUGAAACACGUUUUGGUUUAGCUUUUCCAAAAUACAAAACAACAAAUUCAAAUGAGCCUCCUUCAGUUAUACCACCAUUGACCUCGUUACUUGGUGUACCUGUUCCUCAACUUGCUAGUCCAAAAUAG
Molecule: messenger RNA, 2154 nt
Organism: Adineta steineri
Lineage: Eukaryota; Metazoa; Rotifera; Eurotatoria; Adinetida; Adinetidae
Source: the annotation of a GenBank genome assembly